AUGGCGUGUGAUGCCAUAUACAAGCUAGGUGCUCCGAUCAAGGGUGUUGCAGCAGAGCAUCUCUUGAAGGAUUUCUCACUUGUACCAACCCUUAAUACCUUCAUCAAGUGGCUUGGGUCUCUAGGCCUAGAUUUCUUUCCCAUCCUUGUAGUUGAUCUAUUGCACAAGUUCGAGCUCGGAGUGUUCAAAUCUGUCUUCAAGCAUCUUUUAAGGCUGCUUUAUGCUAUUGAUCAUGAAUCAGUAAUGUUACUGAACGAACGUUUUUUCUCAAUUGCAUCAUUCAGAAAAGGUGCUAUUUGA
Messenger RNA from Suillus paluster, 300 nucleotides. RefSeq lists its product as uncharacterized. The transcript has 3 exons. Lineage: Eukaryota; Fungi; Basidiomycota; Agaricomycetes; Boletales; Suillaceae. Bases 1 to 300 code for a protein of 99 amino acids. The record is from RefSeq and is a predicted model, not a curated record.